This is a messenger RNA of Musa acuminata subsp. malaccensis (wild Malaysian banana), 2089 nucleotides long. Lineage: Eukaryota; Viridiplantae; Streptophyta; Magnoliopsida; Zingiberales; Musaceae. The record is from RefSeq and is a predicted model, not a curated record.
AGAGACUUCCACAAUGGUUGCAAAUGAUACAGUUUAGGAAAAAGGUUUUAGACAAGUCAAAGAUGGAUACCUUAGGAAGAUUGGACAAGCAAUCAAAGAGUUCCCUUCAAACAAGAUCACAACACUAUGGCUGGUGUGGAAGAAAAAGUUGGAUUCAGAUAUUCCACUGACAUCAGAACCAGACAAAUACCAAACCAGUCUGAGGGUGGUCACCGUUGUCACAAUUAGAAGGUUCCAAAUCUUCCUCUAGAGGGCCACAGCUCACCUAUUUGCUUGCUGUCUCCUACUGGUGCAAGCUGGGUCAAAAACCUGCACCUCACACCGAGCAGGAUCACAUUGAUAGGUGCCACAAUCCCAGGACAAGUACUAAGCUGUAUGAAGUUUAGCCUACUGUACCCAAACUAUCCCCUGAUUACAUCACCAAGAAAAUGACUUGGACUCAUGGAGGUUUACCAUGAAACAUCUCUACCAUAGGAUCACACAAUCAAUAAGAUGAAUGAGAAACAGAAAGGGUGUCAGUUCAAGUCUUUCCAUGGUUCAUUCAUCACAACAAAAAGAAGUAUAAUGUCCAAGUUGCAAUUAAUAUCAGUCAAAGAAGGCAAAGGAUAAUAUAAAUUAUUCUUCCAUAUCAAUAAUCAACAUGGACUUUGUGUACACUCCAAAGCUACUAAAAUUCUGAUUCCAAUAUGCAAUCAAUGCAUGUGUCUUCAGUUAUUAGAAUCUUUCAGAAGAGAGCUGUAUGAAUGUGACUAAUGGGUGCAUCAAUGACACAAUAAUUGAUGGUGGGAAUCCUGAUAGAUGGCCGAGUCUAACACGCCACUCUUCCAGAGGUUGCCCAUGUUCAAAUGGUCAAGACAUGAGGCAACAUGCUGAAAGCUGGCAAUAUCCUGUCCACACUCUGCAUCAUUUGUUUAAUUUUGCCAUUGGUUUGAUGAGGCCAAGAUGGGGUCGUUUCUACAUUGGCCCAAUUCAAUUCUCAGUAUGCUUCGGUGCAGUCAUUGGCGCCGCUCUGCUGGGUGGACAGAGCAUGAAGUCCAUAUACUUGAUCGCCAGGCCAGAUGGCAUGAUGAAGCUUUAUGAAUUUGUUGUCAUCUUUGGGGCGUUCAUGCUGAUCCUCGCGCAGAUCCCCUCCUUCCACUCCCUCAGGCACAUCAACCUCAUCUCGCUCAUGCUCUGCUUGGCCUACAGUGCGUGUGCCACUGCGGGCUCCAUCCAUGCAGGGCACUCGUCUACCGCACCACCGAGAGACUACUCCCUUCCGAGCGACAGCCAAGAUCGCGUCUUUGGAGUGUUCAACGCCAUUGCUAUCGUCGCUACCACCUUCGGCAACGGAAUCAUUCCGGAGAUACAGGCAACAGCAGCUCCUCCUGUGACGGGGAAGAUGUUCAAGGGCCUCUGCCUCUGCUACACGAUCGUGGUGAUGACGUUCUUCAGCGUCGCGAUAUCAGGCUACUGGGCGUUCGGCAACCGAGCUCAAGGUUCCAUUACCGCCAACUUCAUCCUGCAAGACGGCUCCGUUCUGGUCCCCAAGUGGUUCCUCAUGAUGACCAAUGUGUUCGUCCUGCUCCAAUUAGCAGCCGUAGGAGUGGUAUACUUGCAGCCAACCAACGAGGUGCUGGAGGGGCUGUUCGCCGACGCAACGAAGGACCAGUACUCCGCUCGGAACGUCGUGCCGAGGCUCAUCUUCCGAUCGCUAUCGAUCGUCAUUGCGACUCUCAUAGCCGCCAUGCUGCCCUUCUUCGGCGACCUCAACGCGGUCAUCGGCGCUUUCGGGUUCCUGCCGCUGGAUUUCACGGUGCCGUCGGUGUUGUACAACAUCACCUUCAAGCCGUCGAGGAGAAGCUUCAUCUUUUGGCUGAACGCCGCCAUUGCCGCGGUGUUCUCGAUGCUGGCCGUGCUGGGUUCCAUUUCGGCGGUGCGGCAGGUGAUUCUGGACGCCAAGACAUACAAGCUUUUUGCGGAUGUAUGAACCACAUUUAACGUGUAACAGUAAAUAAUUGCCCCUCUCAUUAUGAUUUUAAUGACACGCAAAUGAAAUUAAAUUUGAUAUUUAAAACAAUAUUUCAUUUUGGGCUUUUAUGGAUUGAAA